Morone saxatilis (striped sea-bass) is the source of this 582-nucleotide messenger RNA. RefSeq names its product glycine receptor subunit beta-like. The record is from RefSeq and is a predicted model, not a curated record. Gene Ontology annotation, molecular function: neurotransmitter receptor activity; chloride channel activity; transmembrane signaling receptor activity. Gene Ontology annotation, biological process: signal transduction; regulation of membrane potential; nervous system process. NCBI's taxonomy places the organism in Eukaryota, Metazoa, Chordata, Actinopteri, Moronidae. Bases 109 to 564 code for a protein of 151 amino acids. The transcript has 4 exons. Gene Ontology annotation, cellular component: neuron projection; synapse; membrane.
CAUAAUUUAAUUUCCCUGACUUAGUGUUGUGUUUGUCCUUCAGGUAUCCCAGUUGAGUCCAGGGUGAACAUCUUCAUUAACAGCUUUGGGUCCAUCCAGGAAACUACUAUGGACUACAGAGUGAACAUAUUUCUUCGUCAGAGAUGGAAUGACCCUCGCCUACGACUUCCUACUGACUUUAAGAGUGAGGCACUGACUAUUGACCCCAACAUGUUCCAGUGUUUGUGGAAACCAGACCUUUUCUUUGCCAAUGAGAAAAAUGCAAACUUCCAUGAUGUCACACAGGACAACAUUCUGCUCUUUAUCUUCCGUAACGGAGAUGUCUUGAUCAGUAUGAGGCUUUCGGUGACACUGUCUUGUCCCUUGGAUCUUACACUCUUCCCAAUGGACACACAGUUGUGUAAGAUGCAGCUGGAGAGCUUUGGCUAUACCACAAGUGAUCUCGUGUUCAUGUGGCAGUCUGACCCAGUUCAGAUGGAUGAGAUUGCCCUUCCUCAGUUCGACAUCAAACAAGAGGACAUAAAAUAUGGAAACUGCACAAAGUACUACCAAGGAACAGGUUAGUAUUUAUUAAUUAUAUAA